This is a messenger RNA of Oncorhynchus masou masou (cherry salmon), 771 nucleotides long. Its product is annotated as collagen alpha-5(IV) chain-like. The coding region runs from base 1 to 771 and encodes 256 amino acids. The record is from RefSeq and is a predicted model, not a curated record. The transcript is spliced from 2 exons. NCBI's taxonomy places the organism in Eukaryota, Metazoa, Chordata, Actinopteri, Salmoniformes, Salmonidae.
AUGGUGACAGGUGUGCGUAAUAAUGAGCAGCCUGGUGACCGAGAGCGCCAGGGAGAGAGUAUACCCGAACCUCCCCCUCGGGGCCGACCCUGGUCAGCCGAACCUCCCCCUCGGGGCCGACCCUGGUCAGCCGAACCUGUCCCUCGGGGCCGACCCUGGUCAGCCGAACCUGUCCCUCGGGCCGACCCUGGUCAGCCGAACCUGUCCCUAGGGGCCGACCCUGGUCAGUCGAACCUCCCCCUAGGGGCCGACCCUGGUCAGCCGAACCUCCCCCUCGGGGCCGACCCUGGUCAGCCGAACCUGUCCCUAGGGGCCGACCCUGGUCAGCCGAACCUCUCCCUCGGGGCCGACCCUGGUCAGCCGAACUUAUCCCUAGGGGCCGACCCUGGUCAGCCGAACCUGUCCCUCGGGGCCGACCCUGGUCAGCCGAACCUCCCCCUCGGGGCCGACCCUGGUCAGCCGAACCUGUCCCUAGGGGCCGACCCUGGUCAGCCGAACCUGUCCCUAGGGGCCGACCCUGGUCAGCCGAACCUCCCCCUCGGGGCCGACCCUGGUCAGCCGAACCUGUCCCUAGGGGCCGACCCUGGUCAGCCGAACUUAUCCCUAGGGGCCGACCCUGGUCAGCCGAACCUCCCCCUAGGGGCCGACCCUGGUCAGUCGAACCUCCCCCUAGGGGCCGACCCUGGUCAGCCGAACCUCCCCCUAGGGGCCGACCCUGGUCAGCCGAACCUCCCCCUAGGGGCCGACCCUGGUCAGCCGAACCUCCCCUAG